GAUAUCGCGAGAGAAGGCUGCAGGGCUGAUUCUUCCCAUGAUACCUUUCAGGAAAGUCGGGCUUCAGUGGGUAUCUCGUGGACAUUUUCAAAAGUAUUUAUAAACUGGUUUUAGUGAGAUUUGAUUGAAAUAAAUGGAGGCAGCAUAUAUAUAUACAGACUUAAUUAUGGCAGCAGAAUCAAUUGAAAUUGAUGAUGGCUUAUAUAGUCGACAGAGAUAUGUUCUGGGUGAUACAGCCAUGCAGAAGAUGGCUCAGUCUCAUGUUUUCCUUAGUGGAAUGGGUGGACUUGGAGUUGAGAUUGCAAAAAACAUUGUUUUAGCUGGAAUAAAGACACUCACAGUCCAUGACAACAGAAAAUGUGAAAUGUGGGAUCUUGGAACAAAUUUCUUUAUCAAGGAAGAGGAUGUUAAACAUAAAAAGAAUAGAGCAGAAACAUGUCUUCCACACAUUGCGGAGCUCAACCCUUAUGUACAUGUCAUGUCUUCUACUGUCCUGCUGGAUGACCUUUCAUUUUUAAAGCAUUUUCAGUGUGUAAUAUUAACUGAAACCAGGCUCUCUCUGCGAAAGAAGAUAUGUAAUUUCUGUCAUGCUCAACAACCACCCAUAAAGUUUAUCAGCUCAGAGGCCUUUGGUAUUUGUGCAUACCUCUUUUGUGACUUUGGAAAUGAAUUUGAAGUAACAGACACUACUGGAGAAGAGCCAAAAGAAAUCUUUAUUUCAAAUAUAACACAGUCAACUCCAGGAGUGGUAACGUGCUUUGAAAAUCGUCCACACAAACUGGAAAACGGACAGCUUGUAACUUUCCGGGAAGUCAAUGGAAUGACUUCUUUAAAUGGAUCCAGGCACCAGAUCACAGUCAUAUCUCCAUAUUCAUUCAGCAUUGGUGAUACAGCUAACAUGGAACCCUAUCAACAUGGAGGAAUAGCAGUGCAGCUUAAAAUGUCCAAAACAUUUUCCUUUGAAACACUGGAAAAGCAAUUAGAAAACCCAACAUACCUCACUGUGGAUUUCAGUAAACCAGAGGCACCUUUGAAUAUUCACACUGCAAUGCUGGCGCUAGAUUAUUUUCAAGAGAAGCACAAUCGCCUUCCAAAUAUAGGGUGCCUUUUGGAUGCUGAAGAGAUGCAGAAAUUAGCAGAAUCUGUAACAGAAGUCUUAAAGAGCAAACCACUGCUGGAUGAUAACCUUGUAAAAUGGCUGUCUUGGACAGCUCAAGGACUAUUGACUCCACUUGCAGCUGCAAUGGGAGGCAUUGUAAGCCAGGAAAUUUUGAAAGCGGUGACAGGAAAAUUUUCUCCAUUGCAACAAUGGCUCUUUAUUGAUGCAUUGGACAUUGUUUGCUCACUGGAAACUGCAAAUCGUGAUGAAUUUCUUCCAAGAGGAGACAGAUAUGAUGCCUUACGGGCUUGUAUAGGAGACUCUUUUUGCAAAAAGAUUCACAACAUAAAUGUGUUCUUGGUUGGAUGUGGUGCAAUUGGGUGUGAAAUGCUGAAGAAUUUUGCACUUUUAGGAGCUGGAAGUGGCUCAGAGGGUGGGCUGAUUACAGUGACAGAUCCUGACUUAAUUGAAAAAUCUAACCUGAACAGGCAGUUUCUCUUCCGACCCAAACACAUUCAGAAACCUAAAAGUUAUACUGCUUCUGCUGCAACGCUCAAUAUCAACCCACAUUUAAAAAUUGACCCACGGUUAGACAAGGUCUGCCCUGCAACUGAGAACAUUUUUGAUGAUGAGUUCUACAACAGACAAGAUGUCAUUGUGACUGCUUUGGACAAUGUGGAGGCAAGAAGAUAUAUUGACAGUCGUUCAGUAACAAAUCUUCGACCCCUUCUUGAUUCUGGAACCAUGGGAACUAAAGGACACACAGAAGUUAUUGUACCUCAUUUAACUGAAUCUUACAACAGCUAUCGAGAUCCUCUUGAUGAAGAAAUACCAUUUUGUACUUUAAAGUCCUUUCCAGCAACUAUUGAGCAUACAAUUCAGUGGGCAAGAGAUAAAUUUGAAAGUUCCUUCUCCCAUAAGCCAUCACUGUACAACACAUUUUGGCAGACUCAUUCAUCUGCAGAACAUGUCUUACAGAGUAUACAAUCUGGCGAGAGUUUAGAAGGCUGUUUUCAUGUUGUUAAACUACUUAACCGGAAACCUAGAAAUUGGACAGAGUGUGUGAAGCUUGCAAGACAUAAGUUUGAAAAAUACUUCAGUCACAAGGCACAACAGUUACUACAUUCUUUCCCUCUGGACACACGAUUAAAUGAUGGCACUUUAUUUUGGCAGUCCCCAAAGCGACCACCUACUCCAGUACAGUUUGACGCAAAGGACCAACUGCAUAUCAGUUUUAUAGUUAGUGCUGCCAAAUUGUUUGCAGAAGUACAUAGCAUCCCUUUAACUGAAAAGGAUGUAUCAAAAGAGGCCAUCGCGAAAAUAAUAUCAGAAAUGCCAAUUAAAGAAUUCACUCCAUCAAAUAAAAUUGUAGAAACAGAUGAAACUGUGAGAAAACCUGACCAAAUCACAGUAAGCAGUGAGGAUGAACGGACUGCAGUUGAACAGCUGGAGAAGGCUAUUGCAGAUAGACAUGUCUCUAAAUCGGAUCUCCAGUUGAUGCCAUUAUCAUUUGAAAAGGAUGAUGACAGCAAUGAGCAUAUCAGCUUCAUCACUGCAGCAUCCAACCUAAGAGCCAAGAUGUAUAACAUUGAUUCUGCUGACCGAUUUAAGACCAAGCGUAUUGCAGGCAAGAUCAUUCCUGCCAUAGCUACAGCCACAGCAGCAGUGUCAGGCCUGGUUGCUCUGGAGUUGAUAAAAGUGAUAGGAGGAGGCGCGUUUGAAGUUUACAGAAAUUGCUUUUUCAACCUUGCGAUUCCAAUUAUUGUAUUUACUGAAGCUGCUGAAGUAAAAAGAACAAAUAUCAGAAAUGGCAUUUCAUUUACCAUCUGGGACAGGUGGACAAUUUAUGGAAAGGAAGACUUUACUCUUUUAGAUUUCAUCAAUGCAGUCAAAGAGCAGUAUGGUAUUGAACCAACAAUGGUAAUACAAGGAGUCAAAAUGCUUUAUGUUCCAGUAAUGCCUGGUCAUGCAAAAAGACUGAAGCUAACAAUGCACAAACUGGUAAAGCCAGGGAUAAGCAGAAAAUAUGUUGACCUGACCGUGUCUUUUGCGCCAGAAAGAGAUGAAGAAGAAGAUUUGCCUGGACCACCUGUGCGAUAUUACUUCAACCAGGAAGACAAUUAAUGGCUAAUAUGAUUGUGUCCCCCAAUAUGUGUCUAUGUCAGUACUACUUAUAGGUAAAGCCUUAAUUGAGAGGAACUAAUUCAAAUGGUACUAUUGCACUAUUAUUUUACAUAAAAGUAGUCCCCAGUACUUUCUUAUAUGCGUUAAUGUAUAGCCACUUGACUGUGGAAUCAGGAUGCACAUCACCAUGCUUUAACCCAAAAAUAAAAACCAUUUGCAGAAGAAAGGACCAAGAAA
Xenopus laevis (African clawed frog) is the source of this 3460-nucleotide messenger RNA. RefSeq names its product ubiquitin-like modifier activating enzyme 6 L homeolog (gene uba6.L). The transcript has 33 exons. Bases 134 to 3223 code for a protein of 1029 amino acids. The record is from RefSeq and is a predicted model, not a curated record. Lineage: Eukaryota; Metazoa; Chordata; Amphibia; Anura; Pipidae.